AAGAUUGUGACCUUUUGUGUAUCAAUUAUUGAGCUAGAUUUGACGAUAUUUUAGGAUGGAUUUAAUUGUUUCACCGUAGAUCAUCAUGUUAUAGAACUCAGCUAUACAUAUGUGAAAAGUAUGGCGAAGAAAACUCGCCAGAAGCCAUAAUAUAGGACAUUUUCAAAGGAAUAGUCGACGAGCAGAAGUUCAAGGCUGCUUGGUCGAGUUAUUUUUUUUUUCACAUUGGAAACGACAAUAUAUUUCUGAUAAAAUAUGGUACAUGUCGUUUUUAGUAAGUUUUUGCGUGUCCCAACAUUAUUACCAAUCCGUUUACCUGUGUGCUUAAAAGCCAGAGCUCGGGGAAUGUCCUCAGUGCUGGCGGAUGCUACCACGAUAUGACUAUAAUCGUGUUUGUGACCGUACUGAUUUCAUUCAUUACUUCGGAAGUUGAAUAUAUAAUGCACGAACUGGGUGAAGAACAAUAUUCUAGACAUAUUAUUUAGGUUACUACCAUUCUAAACAUACAAGCUACAUAAAAUGGAUACUCUACGCCCACCGUUUAUUAUGAAGAUUGUAUUUGUGUGGAUAUUUAUCAUAUUAAAAUACGUCAGUUCAAAGGAAGACGUAGCUUGUACAAGUAAAGAUAUUCGUAACGAUGUUGACAACUUGAGGGAAUUAGAGAAUUGUACCACUAUAGAAGGAUACUUGCACAUCACAUUAAUAGAACGAGGUGUGGAAGCAGAUUUUGAAAAAUAUCAAUUCCCGAAGCUGGUUGAAAUCAGCGGUCAUUUACUGCUUUACAGAGUUAGUGGAUUGAAAACGUUAAGACGCAUAUUUCCGAAUUUAGCAGUCAUUCGAGGUCAGGAGUUAUUUCAUAACUAUGCUUUAACUGCAUAUGAAAUGCAAGACCUUGAAGAAUUAGGUCUUGUCAGUUUAACCGCCAUUAAGAGAGGAGCCGUCCGAUUGGAAAAAAAUUCAAAACUUUGUUAUGUUGACACAAUUGAUUGGGCCAAAUUGAUUGAUAGUAAGGAACCAAAAGAUAAUGUCUUCAUUGAAAAUAAAGAUGAACAAGAAUGUGUGAAUAUCUGCCCUGACAGCUGUGAAAGAUCUAAAGUUGAUGGGAAACUUGCAAAGCGUUGUUGGAGUUCAAGUGACUGUCAAAAAGGCAUGAGCUGUGCUUCUAAAUGUGGAGCUGGUAAUUUUUGUAAUUCUGUAAAUGGUGAAUGUUGUGAUGGCUACUGUAUUGGAGGUUGUACGGGACCGAGUAAAGCUGACUGCUUAGCCUGUAAAGAAGUACUGUAUAAAAAUCAGUGUGAACCACGUUGUGGACCAGGAACAUAUAAGUACAUGGAAAGACGUUGUUUAGAAGAUAAACAGUGUAUCAAUAUGGAAAGACGUAUUGGCAAAGAAGAAUGGAAAAUUCUUCGCCGUCAAGCAGGACAAGAAGGAGAAUGUGUAGAAGAAUGUCCAAAAGGUUUUACUAAAAAUGAUUCUAGUGGAAUUAGUGAAUGUUCCAGAUGUUCUGCCCAUUGUCCAAAAGUGUGUACAGGCCGUGUAAUUGACAGCAUUGAUUCAGCUCAAACAUUAAAGGGCUGUACUACGAUAACUGGACCACUAGAGAUAGAAGUUGAUGGCGGAAGUCAUAUUGUUAUGGAGCUAGAAGAGAGCUUAGGAUAUGUUGAGGAAGUUACCCAUUACAUUAAAGUCACAAGAUCCUAUCCAAUUCUCUCUCUUCAUUUCUUUAAAAAUUUAAAGGUCAUCCGAGGCGAGAAACUAGAUCAGUCACACUAUAGCUUGAAUAUAUUUGACAAUCCAAAUCUUCAAGAACUGUUUACACCAGAGGUUUCCAAGAAUCUGAAAAUUAUCAAUGGUCAAGCUAAAUUUAAUUUUAAUCGCAAAUUGUGUUUUCAUAAAAUCAAGGAGUUUUUAAAGAAUGUUGGAUUGUAUAAAGAAGGAAGUGAAAUGGCUGACGUUGAAAGUACAAAUGGUGAUUCUAUUCCAUGCGAAGUUACCAAGAUUAAUCUGAGUGUUAUAAACUUAACCCCAGACUUCGCUCAUUUACAGUGGGAGAAGUUUAAAGGACAGGAUGAACGGAAAUUACUCAGUUAUGUUGUUCAUUACAGAGAGGUGAAAUCUAAGAAUAUAAACAUAUUUCAAGGAAGAGAUGCUUGUUCUGAAUCUGUAUGGAAGACAAAAGAAGUGGAAGCAGAAAAGAGCGGUCCUCCGCAGGAAGUCUUGACCAAUCUAACACCCUGGACUCUGUAUGCUGCCUACAUUCAAACCUAUACAAUUGGAGGUGCUAGCAAAACUGCUAUAUCAAACGUCACCUACUUCAGAACACUGGCAACAAAUCCAACGGGUCCAGUCAAUUUACAAGUCGAUGCUGAAAUUGAGGGAGAGCUGCAUGUUAGAUGGAAACCACCAAAAUUUCCAAAUGGCAAUGUAACAUUUUACAAGGUGUACUGGCAACGGCAGAUGCUGAAAAGAGAAGAAUUCGAUAAGAGAGAUUAUUGUAAAGAACCUUUAGACAUUGAUGAUGAUAAGAAAGUUAGUAGAGCUAAUGCUGAAGAACCAAAGAAGAAUAUAACACUACCGACCGGUGAUCAGUGUUGUCGAUGUCCAAAAUCUCGUAAAGAAUUAGAGGAAGAAGAAAGAAUUCGAUUGAAUGAAAUUGCCUUUGAAAAUGCAUUACAUGAUACAGUUUAUCAGAAAAGACCUUCAAGUGAGAUCCGUAAAAAACGUGAAGUACCAACACAAGCAGAUAUUGAAAAUGGUAAAGAGAAGUAUAUGAAAUAUGAUGUGCGUGAUGGUACCCAAGUAUUAGAUAAAAUGGUUUUAAAUGGUACCAAUAAUACUAAUCCAGAUAAUGAAACUAUAGAAAAUGAAAGGAAGGAGAUUAUUGUACGUUAUGCUACUGAAGUCAUUUUGCCAAAUCUGGGUCAUUCUCAACCAUAUUAUGUAGAGAUAUUAGCUUGUCUUGAUGAAAAGAAAAAUGGUCAAGAUAUGUGUACAGAUAUAGGUAAUAGUGCAAUAGCCAAUGCCAGAACCCUGCCUUCACCUACUGCUGAUACUAUAAAUAGUACAUCUAUAACUAGUCGUAAUAUCAAUAAAACAGUUGUAUUCAUAAACUGGGAAUCACCUGUAGCACCUAAUGGAUUAAUUAUCACGUUCGAAGUAGAAUAUCAGAAAAUAAGCAUGAAUGAUGAAUAUCGUACAAGACUGUGUAUUAAUUAUACUAAAUACAGAGCCUAUAAAGGUUAUAAACUAGAGAAACUGAGUCCUGGUAAUUACUCCUAUCAAAUACGAGCUACUUCAUUAGCUGGAAAUGGAUCAUGGACACCAAAGAGAUAUUUUUUUAUUCCAUCAACAGGCAUUGUAUCAUCAAUAAGUAAGAGUGUUAUAGCGGGUAUCUGUGUAGGAGUUUUUAUUAUACUCAUAUUAACUAUUCUUAUUGUCUGGUUUGCUGCCAAAAACAAAUUUGCCAAAGAUCCAGAGAUGACUAUCGUUUCACACAAUCCUAAUUAUCUACCUUCAGAAGAUGUGUAUAUACCAGAUGAAUGGGAAGUUGAUAGAGAUAAAAUUAAGUUAUUAAAAGAGAUUGGUGAAGGAUCAUUUGGUAUGGUGUGGGAAGGUUUAACUUCAGAUACAUGUAUACCACCGUAUAAAGAAAAUAUAGCAGUUGCUGUAAAGACUGUAAAUGAUCACGCUGGUGUCCAAGAUAAAAUGAAUUUCCUGAAAGAAGCAUCUAUUAUGAAGGCAUUUUCGUGUCAUCAUGUAGUAAAACUAUUGGGUGUUGUAUCUAAAGGACAACCAGCUCUUGUUAUAAUGGAAUUAAUGAAACAAGGUGAUCUCAAGAAUUAUCUACGCUGUCAUAGACCUGAUGUUGAGGAAAAUGAAGGAAAGCAACCACCCACUCUCAAGGAAAUAUUACAAAUGGCUGGAGAAAUAGCUGAUGGAAUGGCAUAUUUAGCUGAUAAAAAAUUUGUUCACAGAGAUUUAGCUGCAAGAAAUUGUAUGGUAGCUGAAGAUAAUACUGUUAAAAUUGGAGAUUUUGGUAUGACCAGAGAUAUCUAUAUGACAGAUUACUACAGAAAAGGUGGUAAAGGUCUUUUACCAGUCCGUUGGAUGGCACCAGAAUCAUUAAAAGAUGGAAUAUUUACAACUAUGUCAGAUGUUUGGUCUUAUGGAGUUGUUUUAUGGGAAAUGGCUACACUAGCAGCUCAGCCAUAUCAAGGUUUAUCAAAUGAAGAAGUUUUAAAAUACGUAUCGGAUGGAAAAUUCAUGGAAAAACCAGAAGGUUGUCCAGAUAAAUUAUAUGAGUUAAUGCUACAGUGCUGGUGUUAUAGAGACAGACAGAGACCAACAUUUAAACAAAUUAUAGAAAUGUUAGUUCCAGAUUUAAAUCCAAACUUUGAGCUAGUCUCGUAUUUCUUUAGCGAUGAAAAUAAACCUGAUGGACCUGAAUUUAAUGAUAUAGAAGAAAAUGAUUUGGAGAACAUUGAUAUUGAUACUUACGAUGGAGAUAUGGACGAUCAAAGUGAUUAUAAUCUUCAUGAUGAAUCAACAAUACCAUUUAUAGAACAUGACUUGCAUAACACAGAAUUAAACAAAUCUCCGUCACGAACAAUACGUGCCAGUACCUCGGGUCCGUGUGAAUGUGUUAUGCUGGAGGAAAUGGGUGAUUUACCCAAUGGACAUCGUACAAGUAAUUGCUCCAGUCCUAACAGUGCAAUAGGUAACAGUGACGGCAGUAAAGAAAGUAGUAAAAGUAGUGACGGCAGUUACACACAAAGAAAUGGUAUGCCAAAUGGUCAUAUACAUUUCAGACUUCCACAUACAACCCAAUGCUAGCGAUUGUUGAGUCAUGAUGUUGAUAAUUUAUGGUGUGUAAAGUGAAUCGUCAGUGUGUGUGUAUAAUCUAUCUAUUGAUGGACAUUGUGUGAAUUGUUUUUAUGUUAAAACAAAUGGAUUAUAUAUGGAUCUCAGCCUUCCUCUCUGUCAGUCAGUUAAACAUCCAACUAUUAAAACCUCAUCUUGUUUUCUGUGUUGUAUGUUUUGUUGCUAACUAAGACCAGCCAUUAAACGUUUGGUUUUGUGCGAGUGUGUGUGUGUGUGUGUGUGUGUGCGUGUGUUAUUUUGUUGUGAAUCUCUCUCUUCUCUCUUAUUCUUCAUUUCAUGUUAAUGUUUCAUUCGACCAACAGAAUUACAUUAAUGUAAUAUAUAGUCUAUAGUGCUCAUACAAUUAACAGACUGUGUGCUAUAUUGACUGUUAAAUAUUUUAACUGAAGACCUGGCCAGAGUUGACCAAAGAUAAAGUGUACAAUAUUCAUUCAAAAAUGAGCACCAAAAUACAUUAAAGCAUGGUUAGUUUUGUUUGUUACAUUGUAAUAAAUGGGAAGGACUUCUUUGAUUUUAAUUUGCAAUGUACAUUAGAUAUACUAUUUAAAAUUAUACAUCCUAGGAAUUAGCCAACUAUGAUAUUGGCUGGAGGACUUUACAAAAGGUUCUAGUCGAAAUAUUACAAAGACUAAAGACUUCCUUAAAUACAACAUUUUAAUGGAAACAAACACUACUAUAGUAAUGUUCAUGCUUGUAUCAAUGAAGUCUUGUUUGUUUUGACAUAAAACAUUCAUGAACAUUGAUAUUAUUAAAUCAUUAUUUUUUAGUAAACCUCAGACUAUUUAAGUGCCAUCAAAUUUACGUCAUUUAUGAAUGUGUGAAUUUGUUCAUUAUCAUGUAGAAAUGUUUUAAGGAUGUGAUCCCGGUUAGAGAACACUAGACCAUAAAAUUUCACAGAUAGUCUUAGCUUGAAAUGAUGGGACCGAGACAGUCAAACUCUGGAUCAAACGUACAUGUUGUGCAAACAAGCUAUCAAACUGUGUUUCAUCCAAACGUAUAUAUUCUCAAUCUCUGCUUUAUUAACUGAAACGAAAUACAGUUACAAUGAAUUGACUUUUAAUUUCAUUUUUGGCUUCUUCUAUACAAUCUGAAAUAUGGAUGUAACCACAAUUUUGUUUUACUUGGGAGUUAAUGAUAACUAAAAAGAAAACCUCAUAUCUUGCAUAACCCAUUUUUACAUAACCAAUUGGUUACACAAAUUAACUUUUCAUAUUUGAAAAAACAAAAAAUAAAGGUUACGCAGAUCUUAAACCCAUCUGUUGUCUGGUUAUUGCCAAUGUCUGAAAUUUCACUGCUUGUACAUCGUAAAUGAAUCUUAAAUGUCUAUUUCUCUUAAAAUCUACAUAAAACAAAGCUAUUUGGAAAUUCUCAAAAUAGGCCUACAUUUGUAUCCAUAAUUUAUUGUUUGUAGACCAAUAUGUUGUAUCAGUAUUAUAAAAUCAUUGUUUACUGAUGAAAUACAUGUUUGCUAAAUUACUGAAUCAUGCUACUGAAUUAGCUGAAUAUUUAAAGUUCCACAAAUUUCUCUUUGUUAUGAAUAAACUUUACCAAAUUUCAGUAUUAGUCAAGGUAUCUGAGAUAAUCAAACGAGGCAAAUUCAACACUUUUAAAGUAGAGUUUUGGGUUGAAAGACCCUAAUAACAUUGCGAAUAAAUUUGAGAAAAUAUAAAAAAUGUAUUUAUUUAAUAAAGGUAAUUAUCUGCUAUGUUACUAUUAUAUUAGAAACAACAACUACGCACAAAAAAGUGUAUUUUAUGCUAAAACAAAUAAGUGCUAAACAUUUUACUGGUCACAUACUUAAAUCUACAUUUAUAAAUGUGAAUAUACAUGGGUUAUAAAAGCAUAAUAUCUUGCAUUUCGCACUGUAUUUCAAUUUAAUAGGGUUAAUACAUUUUAAAAAUAAUAUGAACUUAGCAGUUAGCAAGGUAUUUCCGAAAAUAAUAUUCUUUCAUUAGGAUUUAGGGGAAUACCCCAUUAUAAUUGACACUCAGAGGUUUGUGUUUUUAAACUGUCUUGUUUCUCAAUACGGAAAAGUACAUUUAUAUAUUUGAUUCUAGUUAAAUUAGCAAUUCUGGAACCUAGAGUCGUUUUUAAGUCUUAGAAUGGUUAAGGUAUGGAGAACCAAGAGAUUAGAAGAAUUUUGUAUGUACACAAUAUGUUCACAUUGUUAUCUGAUAAUGAUAUAAAUCUUGCCAAAUUGUAUUAAAUAUUUUUAAUUUUUGUCUAUUUUGUAGAAUGCUCGAUGUGUUUGUGUUAUAACAAAGCUAUAAUAACUUUUAAUCAUCUUUUUCAAGUCAAUCAGUUUUAUGUUAUAAAUAGGUACACUAUUCUUUUCGUCAGCAAAUUUUAUUUCAAUUUCAAUUGUGCACAUGUAAAUAUGUUAUGAAUAUAAUAAUAUACUGUCAUAAUGAAUGGUGAGAGAUAUGUAUAAUGUAAAAUCUAUAUAGUAAGCUAUAUUUUAUCUUUGUCUAUACUUGUAAAUUGUAUUAUAAACCUUUAAGAUAAUUUAUUGAGACAUGUUAUAGGAAAAAUGUUUUUAUAAUCGCUGUAGCCUAGAUGUACACUUCAUUACCGGUAAAUUGAUUUCCUACUGUAUGUUCACCACAAAAAAGUACAAAUUUACAUAUUUUUAUUUAAUUCCACAUCACUUUACAUUGUUUCUUAUUCAGUAUAAAAUUAAAAACCACAUACAACUUUAUUUUUUAUAGAUUAUUUAACAGUCAUGAAAUGAUCUUGUGAUCUUAAACAUACACUGACUCUUUAUGAAUGUUUAUGGUCACUGAUUAUGCACAAGUUUAUGUAGUGCUGGUUCUUCCAGUUUUCAUUGGACUGAAGUUUUCUCCACAUACACAUAAAAAAUCAACCAUCAAAAUUUGUCUUGAAUAUUGACAGGAGAAACCCACCCCUGCUUCAUACUGACACUCUCUUGAAAUAAAGUAUUAUUAACAGGAGACAAAUAUUUACCAAAUCUAAAAGUUUACGUCUAAUUUUCAGAAGAUUUACAAUAAAAAAAAAGUACACAAAUACUAUUAUAAUGGAACAUUUCAAAUAAAACAGACUAUUCAAUUUUAGAACAUCUUAUUUUAAGUAUCCUUAAUAAAUUAAUAAAAGAGUGAGUAAUUAAUUUUAAUUUUGUUAUGACAUUGUUUUACUGGAGAAAUUUGAUGAAAUAGUUAUAAUUGUUAAUGCUUGCUCCAUGUAAAUUAAAUGAAUUACUUGGGAAUAUGUUAUGUUUUUGUACAGAAUUUUUUUUUUUUUAAUUGGCAGUUAUUUUAGAUUGAACAUUCUUGUUAGGUUAUUUAUAAGUCAUAUCCCCUUUAUUUUUAUAGCCCUUUAUUUGAACCAACCUGAAGUUUAAGGUAGUAACUUAGAAAACAUGUAUAUAUUAGUUUUUCAAUCAAAGACAUAUGAUGUAGGUAAUAUAAAUGUUUAAAACCACUCAGUGUACAUAGCACAGUUUACAGAAGCUUUAGUUAUUUUAGUAAUGUUUUAAUCUAAAUUUUAACCACAUCUGUUGUUAAUGUGUGCAUAUCGCUUGAUUUUACCUCUAAAAAAACAUUCAUAAUUACUCCAAAGAUUUGUUUUAGAACUAUUUUAAAGUUAGAAAACCCCCUGCCAGCAACGUAUAUUUACAUUUCAAUUCUUUAUCUUAAUUAUGCUUUAUUUACAUUAUAUUGGGAAUUAGCAAUGCAAUAUAUCAAGGGGAUUCCCUUUUUGGAAUAAAGAUGCAAUCAGAGUGGUGGAUGACUUAACAGGACACAUUAAAUUCCAUUUUUAUGUCAUUUUGGGUAAUCAGAGAAUUACGAUUUCUGACAAUGAACAUUUUUUCUUUACCCCUCACAAAUUUAUGGAUAACUACUACUAGAUUAUUUAACUCUUCGAUUUUGUCUUUUUGAAGAAAACAAUGAUUGAUAAAGACAAUAGAAUUUUUGUCAAGAUGUCAGUUUAAUAAAUCUAGUAGUUGUUAUCUUUACAAUUUUGUGAUAAGCCAUGUAUCGCGAACAGAAUAAUUUUGUUGGGGCUGCUCUAACUUAAUGUAUUAAAAUUUAUGAAAAAAAAAUAUUUUAGGAAGCUUUCUAAAUAAUUUUUAGAAUAAAAAUAAAUCAUAGGCAAAUCAUGUUAAUUAUGAGGAUAACUAUUAGGAACUGGUUUACAUUGAUUGGUAUUGCUAUAAACUAAUGAUUAAUAACAAGGGAUUAUUCCUCUAAUAUCCAGGAUUAAAGUGACAUCAUGCAUGCUCCAUAUCAUCGAUAUUAUGGUUAUGUUUCACAGAUAAUUCACCUAGUCAAAUUUAACUAUUUUAGAACAAUCUUUAGGGGGGGAAAAAACGCCUAUCUAAAAUUAUAAUUAAAAAUGGUGGGCCUCUAUUUCAAAACUAUUUGCUCAAGUCUUCCUUUCGAUCACAAAUCAUUAUUCACAUUUUCUGUACAUGUAUAUUUUCUUUUAUGAUGUCUUGUCAAUCAUUAACCAAAUUGGUCUUAUCAAAUCAUAUAUCAUAUGGAUAUUUUGUCUUUAUAUUUAUUUCAAUUCCGUUUAAUAACAUAGAUAAGAUGUUUCACAACCACAUUAUAGUUACAAGCUCGCAUUAAGUGUGUUUUAAACAUGUAUGCAUAUUUUGGAAUCAGCCUGGGUUUUUUUGGUUUGUUUUUUAAUAAUAUAAAUUGUAUUAUUGUAAAUGUAACAAAAAUGAUAGUUUUCUAUUGAAGCAAAUGUUAGACAAUAACAUAGAUGUAUUUGGCAAGACUUUUCUAGGUUCAAUAAUUAUAUUGAUUGAAACUACAUAUUUACCACAAUAAUUAAUUUGGAUUGACAAAACAAACAUUUUUAUUUCAUGAAAUCAAUAGUUCAAUCUGCUUUCUCACAAUUUUCCAAACCACACCUUAUUUUAUGAUUUUAAUAACCACAACCUAGAAGAUAAAUAAAGGUAUUAAUGCAGGCAGUAACAUAAAUAUUAUCAUUUGUUAUUACUUCUACUCUCCUCAUUCUGCCUAAUAUCACAUUCAAAAAAAUGUUUACAUUAGAUACAAGUGAUAUUUAUCAUUAGAACUGUGUAAAAUAUCCGGGUAACAUAUUUGAGUAUGGUAAUCCUGGAGUUAAUAGGAUUACAAAAUCAAUUUUGUGGCCUAUAUUCAUUCAUUCAGCACAAAUGAAUAUUUUUUAGAACUAUAUGUGAUAAAUCUAUAGAAGCUAUUUAUAUUGUAACAUUUUUUUUUAGAAAUAUGUAUUUUAUAUAAUUAUAUUAUAUAUACCAUUUCUAUCACACUUAUAUUAACAGGCUUUCUUGUUGUCAUGACAACCACAUUUUACAGCUUAUAAAACAGACAAUCUAGUUCUAGAUUUUUUGUGAUACUUUGUUUUAAUAUGUUUAGUUUUUCAUUGUAUUAUAUGUCCAUCUCUCACCUGUUAAAUGCUGUCAAUAUGUGUACUAACCAGUGAAUGGUUGUACAGAAUCAGCCAAUGAUUUCAUUGUAAAUAUAGACAAUUAUUAAUGUAUUUAUGUAUAUAAAAUCCAGUUGUAGAUGUCACAA
Molecule: messenger RNA, 10409 nt
Organism: Patella vulgata (common limpet)
Lineage: Eukaryota; Metazoa; Mollusca; Gastropoda; Patellidae
Product: putative molluscan insulin-related peptide(s) receptor
Exons: 25
Coding region: 520-4833 (1437 amino acids)
Biological process (GO): positive regulation of MAPK cascade; multicellular organism development; cell surface receptor protein tyrosine kinase signaling pathway
Cellular component (GO): axon; insulin receptor complex; membrane
Molecular function (GO): insulin receptor substrate binding; insulin receptor activity; ATP binding
Source: RefSeq, a predicted model, not a curated record